AUGAAGAGCCGUCACGUUGACAUGCGGCGGUGUCUGACUUUCCAGCUGUGCCUCCUUAUCCUCUGCCACGUGGCAUCCACGUGUCAUGCGUGUCUUCCGCCGUUGUUCGCGGCAGCGGCGAACGGUUCCCCUCCAAACCCUAAUACGGAGUUCGACUUCGACUGGCCGGGUGGCGAGGAAAAAAUCGCCAUGGCUCGAAUUGCUGUGGCACAGCACAACGCGGCCAAGUCUAGUGUGGGUGGAGCACGAAGGCAACUGGAGCGCCGGCGACUGGAGCAGCCACGAGGAGUACCGCCUCAGCCUGCUGCGUUGCUCUCGUUGACGGCGCUCAGCCUGCUGCGCGGCCGCACCGCCUCCUUUGACGCCCUCGUCUCAUGGGUCCGUGCCAUGCCUGCACCAUCCGCCCUCACGCCUGCUGCCCCCGCGCCAUCUGCCCUCACUCCCGCUGCCCUUUCACAACCCGUAGGCACUCUGGCCGCGCCAGCAGCAGCAGCAGCAGCAGCAGCAGCAGCAGAAGCCACAGCGGAAACACUAGGAGGAGGAGGAGUGGGAGGGGAGUACGGGUUGAGGUCGUUCACCAUGCAGGCAGGGUCGGAGCAUGCGAGCACGGAGGAGGAGCAGGAGAUUGCGCUGAGGCACGUGGUGCGGCGGCCGACCGUUGCAUGUGGCGAUGAGUUGACUUACGUUGACCUGUCAGGGGAGGACGUGCAGCGAGUGGCGCGAGGGGCGGUGGCGAGUGAGAAUGAGAGGCAGACCCAUUACAACUGCCUCCUUCCUUGCUCCCUCCCCGCCCCUCUUCCCCCCACAGGGCAGCGCUCUGCUGCUGAUGUCGGUGCUGGAGGCACAGGGGCGAACGCGAGUGAUGCCGCUUCUGGUGCAGCUUCAGCAGCAGCAGCAGCAGCAGCAGCAGCAGCAGCAGCCGCAGCAGCAGCAGGGAGGGUGGGGUUGGUGAAUGUGACGUGGUUUGCGGCGGUGCCGGGGACGCAGCGGAAUGCAACAGCGGGGGACAUGGGCGUGGCGGCAGCAGGGGGGUGUGCCGGGAGGAAUGCGAGCAGCAGCGCCAGUGGCAGUGCGUUUAACAGCAGCAGCAGCAGCCGCAGCAACAGCAGCAACAGCAGCAGCAACAGCAGCAGCAGUGGCGGUGGUGGGGUGGUAAAGUGGGACUUGGCACGGGCCAUGGCAGGGAUGUGUGUGGAUGAGGGGUGGGUGCUCAUCCCUGCUGCUGCCACUGCCGACAAUGGGAUGAUACCCAAUGCUUCCCCCAAUGCCUCCUAUUAUCCCCUCUAUGAUGCCUCCUCCAAUGCCUCCUCCAAUAUCUCCUUCAAUGCCUCUGCUACUGUCCCCUAUAACGACUCCUCCAAUGGCUUCUCCAUGCGCUCCCUCGCUCGCUUCGCCAUCGGCGAGCGCAAUAUGCAAGACAACGACUUCUCGUAUUUGACUCUUCUGGAUGUGCUUGCAGAGAGGGCAAAUGUGGUGGAGGGGGCAGGGAUCAACUACAGCGUGACUGUAACAGCAGCGGUGCAUGCAGCACCCCUCAUGUUCCAGUCGGUGCCUGGAGGAGAAAACAAGGCAGCAGGUGUGAGGGAGAGGAAGGAAGUGGCGACAGUGAAGGUGCCGGUGUGGCAGCCAGUGCCCUUCACGGCUCACCGCCUGCUUGACUUAUUCGUGCUGGGUGACGCAGUGAGCAAUGACUGUGCUUCCCCACCCCCGGGCCACAUCCUCCUGGGUAACUGCAUGGCAGUGCCCAAGGCUGGCUGCUCCGUUGCUGCGCCGAUAGGAUUUGUGGUCGUGUUUGGUGUGCUUGUCUCCCUUGGCCUUCUGCUGGCUCUCAUGUAG
Closterium sp. Naga37s-1 is the source of this 1836-nucleotide messenger RNA. The record is from the annotation of a GenBank genome assembly. Lineage: Eukaryota; Viridiplantae; Streptophyta; Zygnematophyceae; Desmidiales; Closteriaceae.